CUGCAACUUCACGGCAUACGGCACCCGCGGCAUACGGUGCUGCAGUGUACAAUCAACGUCUUCGCACCGCUACACAAUAUGUUGUUCCAUUUCUUACACCUUAAUAAUCUCAUAUAGCAGUUGAGUGCACCGUUUGCCUGAGAGCGUGUUCACUCUCUGGACCGCGACUCCGCGACGUCAAACCCUCGCGCUCCCUUGCGUGGACGUCUUCCAAACGAAUCCCCCCCGCCGAGGCCCGCAUACGAUGCAUAUACCUCCAAGCUAUGUUGCUGCUGGCCCAGCGACAGCGACACCAAGCAUCACCCCUCAUAAUGACGUCUUUUGGAUAUUCAAAGAGAAGGGAGGGUAUGCAGAGAACUGGAGCAGUCUUAUUGGCAUCAUUACGGCCAUUAUCGGGAAUGUGCUCAUAUCGUUUGCGCUGAACAUGCAGCGAUAUGCGCACAUACGGUUGGACCGGGAGUGGCAGGAGAAGGAGCGGCAAAGAAAGAGGAGAAUUGCCUCAUCGUCAAGUCUUGCAAGACUGAGCGAAGACGCGGGGAAGAAAGACAACAGGGCAUACUACUCGCGCCAGCAACGCGAAGAUACGAACGGUUAUUCACGACCUUCAAUAGAUGCCGAUUACGAAACGACCGAAUCCGAUCCCCUCCUCCCGCGCGAUACUAGACCGGCGAUUGAAAGACAAGACAGCGCAGUCUCAGACCAAGACGCCGCGUACAAGCAACAAUCCUACCUCAAAUCUCCUUACUGGUGGCUCGGCAUAGUCAUGAUGACCAUUGGCGAAGCAGGCAACUUCCUCGCCUAUGGCUUCGCGCCCGCUUCCAUCGUCUCUCCCCUUGGCGUCGUCGCCCUGAUUUCCAACUGCAUCAUCGCACCGUUCAUGCUCAAGGAGCCCUUUCGGAAGCGCGACGCGCUUGGAGUUAUCAUUGCUGUCGGGGGUGCGGUGACGGUCGUAUUGAGCGCGAGCGAUAACAAUCCGAAACUGGGGCCGGAUGAGAUUUGGGACUUGAUCAGACGGUGGGAAUUUGAGACGUACUUGGGGAUUACGGUGGGUGUCAUUGCGGGAUUGAUGGUGUGCAGUAAUCGCUUUGGAGAGAAGAAUAUUCUGAUCGAUUUGGGCCUUGUGGGCUUAUUUGGCGGCUACACGGCUCUCUCGACUAAGGGUGUCGCGUCGCUACUCUCAUACACCCUCUGGCGCGCUAUCACCUUCCCCGUCUUCUACCUGCUUGUUGCUAUCCUUAUUGGCACUGCAGUCAUGCAAAUCAAGUACGUCAAUCGGGCGCUCCAGCGUUUCGACGCCACGCAGGUCAUUCCGGUGCAGUUCGUUCUCUUCACGUUGUCGGUCAUUGGCGGGUCUGCAGUCUUGUACCGCGACUUCGAACGUACCUCUGGCGAAGAUGCGGGGAAGUUUGUUGGAGGUUGUGCUUUGACUUUUUUUGGUGUUUGGCUCAUUACGAGUGGACGACCUCAGCGCCUCAAUGAGGAUGACGAGGACCGAGACCCCGAACCGGAGGAUGCAAUCAGCCUCGUCGGAGAGUCGUAUCGAGACGAAGUCGAUGGCCUGAGCAAUGAACCUGGCGCUGGGAGUACUCGACGGCCAUCGACGAUACGCACGUCUUCUCCAUCCAAGAAGCUUCACUCACAGUACCGCGAUGAGGACGACUCGCGACCGAGGACUCCAGAUAUCAAAGUCACACUGGACCCGUCCACACCAAGGCCGCAUGGCGAUCGACCAGCCUCUGCAGAUGUCUUGUCAUCAGUCGUCGCAGAUCCCUGGACCCAAGAGCACGGACCCGAGCAUCGUACACCACCCUUUAAUAGACACACCUCUACACCCGUCCUCCCCUCGGAAGCAGCUCCUCCACCUCUCGCAUCAAGAUCCAAUCCCGAGCUCCCAGUUCCGCGAACACCGACACGCGGCAAAUCCCAGUCCGAAAUUCCCACCACGCCCGGCACUGCUCAAUCUCACCUCCGCCGUAUUCGAGCAGGCGAACGCGCUGGCACUUACUCUCGACAUUCGGUUGCCGGACCGCUGUUGGCUAGUCCACUAAGCACGACCCUGAGUGCUAUGGUACAGGACCUCAAGCGGGGAGGGAGUAUACGCGGUGAGGCUUCGAUGCGGCGGCGAGAAAGCAUUCUGGGUAUCGGUGCUGGCGAAGCAGAUGGCACCUCAUUCGGCGGCCCCAUUAGUAGGCGACACACUCGUGAUAGUGACGUGAAUGAACCGGCAGUGACGCCCGGUGGAAGGACAAGGAGUUUUAGUGGGACGUUGAAUGACCUCUGGCGGGGUAUACGCGGCCAGAGCAGCCGGGAGAAUCUCGAUGCAGCAGAAGAGGCACGUAGCAGUGGAGCAGAUCCGAGAUCAGACGUGGAGAGGUGACGAUAGUGGUUGGCAGAGUUUGAAUCUUCUUCUGCAUAUAGUUGGAUAGAGGGUGGAUUCGGUGUCGUAUAGUGGUAAUACCUCGUUCUUGUAGUCUGUUAGCAUAGCGAGCGAUUCUUGGUUUGUUUUGCAUUAGCGAAGUAUAUUAUCACCGUAAUAGAAGUCUAAAGUUUGAACAUGACUUUGUU
Molecule: messenger RNA, 2565 nt
Organism: Cucurbitaria berberidis CBS 394.84
Lineage: Eukaryota; Fungi; Ascomycota; Dothideomycetes; Pleosporales; Cucurbitariaceae
Product: DUF803-domain-containing protein
Exons: 2
Coding region: 245-2377 (710 amino acids)
Biological process (GO): magnesium ion transport
Cellular component (GO): membrane
Molecular function (GO): magnesium ion transmembrane transporter activity
Source: RefSeq, a predicted model, not a curated record